AUUCUGCCCAAUACGCCAACCUUGAUGGAACGACUGUCCAAUCCCCUCUUGAAUUUCAAUUUAGUUACCUACUAACCUCAGCUCAACAUUAUGAAUGACUAUUUUCCCGAUUCCGUUGGUUUUCAGACUGUCGCAUAUACUGCAGUUGCAUCUAUAGCAGUUUUACUUUUUGACUUCAUCAUCACUUUUGACUCAGAGGUUCGUUGGACAUGGGGAAGAGAGUGGGGGAUCACGAGGAUAAUCUUCAUCGUUUCUCGUUAUCUGCCAUUCGUUGGCCUUGCUAUGACCGUAUACUACUCGGUCGGGUCCACUCAUGGAGGAAUUCCUAAUCAUGGAACAUCCACUGAUGUAUAUGAUGGCGUCCGUUGGCUGGGUAUAGCUGCUUCUGAGCUCCUGCUUGUGUUAAGGACAUAUGUGGUUUGGGGAUGCGACAAGAGGUUCUUGAUUUUGACAUUGACAUUUACCACGGUUGUCUCAGUAGUGGUACUGGUAAUCUCAGAUGUUAGUGCAAGUGAAUCCGGAGAUUCGACUGGCGUAUUUGAGGGAGGACGUAACUCUAGCAUUGUUUAUGGUCUGUUGAUGUUGGUUGAACUGGUGCUAAUGGCGCUGACACUGUACAAACGCUGCAAAUCUUUCCGGUUGGAAGGCAGUCCGUUGGUGAUUACUUUGUAUCGGGAUGGCGUAGUUUAUAUAUUAUGUAUUACUUUGGUCUCGAUGGCAAAUUGCAUUUCCAUCAUUUUACUACCUCCAUCCUACACUGGGCUUCUUGCUGGCCCACAGCUAGUCACGCAUAGCGUUCUCGCCUCACGCAUCCUGUUCAAUUUACGAGCAAUGUCCGACUUGCAGAAUACUGUGGCAGACGAGCUGACUAGCUUGGGAGUAGUUUCUCAACCCAUAGCGUUUCAAACCCCACCUUGCACGGAUCAUACAGAGCUGUGCGAUUUUACAAACUGCUAGUCCGAUGUCUACACCAUCUUAUUAUCGAUAAUCCUAUGCCCUUGUAAGGGCAUUAAUGUAGUCAAAUCAAUAGUUCGUCC
Molecule: messenger RNA, 1037 nt
Organism: Suillus subalutaceus
Lineage: Eukaryota; Fungi; Basidiomycota; Agaricomycetes; Boletales; Suillaceae
Exons: 15
Coding region: 91-957 (288 amino acids)
Source: RefSeq, a predicted model, not a curated record